AUGUGGCGACGCGGUGGGUUUCUCUUGGGGCGGAUCCUUGACGACACAAACGCCAGUCAUGCCUUGCGAACGGUGAGGCGCGUGGAGCGCAGGCGUGUUGAGAAGGCGCAAGCCAGGCGGGCCACAGAGGGCACCAACCCAUAUAACAAGGCCCAAUAUAUCAAUGCCUUUGUCGAGGCAGAGAGCGCCAGAAUGACACACGAGCGGCUUAUGAAAGAAAACGCAGCUGAGGAGCAGUCGUUGUUGGCUGUCGUGAAUGCCGCCCGUCCACCAGUCGUCAUGGCGUCCGAUAAAAAUGUGCCGCCGGGCAAGACAGAGUCUGGUGCGGUUGCAUUUGGCGCUUGGCGUGAGGCAGAUCCCGCUCUGGAUCGUGUUUGUCUGUCGAUGGACCGUAACCUUCACUGCAUAGUGCGAGGGGCAACAACACCACCUGCUUUUUCGCCGGAGGCUCUCCAGCGCGGCAUUCCCACCCGUCUCCAGAGCGUACAACGGCUACUGCAGUUUGUUCACGCAAAUGGGCAUGGACGGUGGCCGAAAGGGAGACUAAACGCCUUUGCUGUUCGCAUGGAGACCUGUUUAAGCGCGGCGUGCGGGGAUGAUUUCAGCAUGAGGCAGCGAUUGAUGACGAUGCUGCUUUAUUCCGCCGCCAAGCGGAAUUGGGAACUGGCAUUCCAACUCUACCAGGAGCUGCUCUUACCAGCCAUACAGCAGCAACAGCGACGUGUGGGAGAAGGUGUUGGUGCUGUGACAGGGACCGAGGCCUCCGCCUCCGCCUCGACCUUUGUCGCCGUACUGUGUGAGUCCAUUCGAGCUUAUCACCACGCAGGGGCUUUGACGAGUUACUCCUGCCCGCCAUUCAACACUGUUGCAGAGCUGGUGCAUCCAUCGUCACCUCCUCUAUUGCCUGUUGCUGCCGCCCCACUGUUUAGCAUUCUUCAACCAAGUAAUAACGCGACGUGGGAGAAGGUGGUGGAGCUUGUACAGCGGUUUCAACCACACGGAAAUGCGCGGAUGUACCUCCCUGCCAUUGCGUGGGGGGAGAUGUUGCGGGCGAUGCAUCGCAUGGGGGCAUCGCUGACGGAGGUGCAGGGAGUUGUUGACAUCAUUACGGAUCCUAAUCGUACCAAAAAUGCCGAGAAACACAUGCGGGAUACGCAUAUCUGGAACGCGUACAUCUCCGUUAGUGACUGGGGGCAUGCGCUUGAGGUGUACUCAAACAACUUGGCUCACUACGGUGUGAAGAAGACGGCGGCAACGAGCGCCGCACUGAUGGAAUCACUUCUGCGAGACAGACAGUGGGAACAGGCGUUGGAUGUCUUCCACCGCUUGCAACAGAAAGAGGGGCAGCUCAUCAUAGGUACAUCCAGCGUCUUUACGGCUGUCUUCCAGGCUCUUGAGCAACAAGGCGACUGGCAGGCUGUGGUCUCGCUUUUAAUGGACUUUGAUCACUUCCUCGUGUAUUUUGGGGUUCCACACGACUUUUGGCUCACCUCACCGCUGAGGGAGGCGCUAAGAAGACCGCAGCACCUUAGUGAAGAUCAGCUGGUGCCAUUGGUGAGGGAAUUGCUAGGGUGCAGUCAUGUCACCUGCGAGCUUGUACGUGCAGUGGAGGCUGCUCUUGUCACAUGCAACCAACAGAAGCGGCAACGCGAACAGCACCCACAGCACGAGUUGUCUGCGGGGGCGGAGGACGUCUGUGACGAUAUCCUCACUGCUGAGGGUCUUCACGAUCUCAUGUGA
This is a messenger RNA of Trypanosoma rangeli, 1740 nucleotides long. Its product is annotated as oxidoreductase. Bases 1 to 1740 code for a protein of 579 amino acids. Gene Ontology annotation, molecular function: oxidoreductase activity, acting on paired donors, with incorporation or reduction of molecular oxygen; iron ion binding; monooxygenase activity. Lineage: Eukaryota; Euglenozoa; Kinetoplastea; Trypanosomatida; Trypanosomatidae. The transcript has a single exon. The record is from RefSeq and is a predicted model, not a curated record.